Trachymyrmex septentrionalis is the source of this 2380-nucleotide messenger RNA. RefSeq names its product glucose-6-phosphate isomerase (gene Pgi). Gene Ontology annotation, molecular function: carbohydrate derivative binding; glucose-6-phosphate isomerase activity; monosaccharide binding. The transcript has 11 exons. The record is from RefSeq and is a predicted model, not a curated record. Lineage: Eukaryota; Metazoa; Arthropoda; Insecta; Hymenoptera; Formicidae. Bases 85 to 1752 code for a protein of 555 amino acids. Gene Ontology annotation, cellular component: cytosol. Gene Ontology annotation, biological process: glucose 6-phosphate metabolic process; glycolytic process; gluconeogenesis.
AUGACUGCUUAUAGCAGUAACCAGUAACAGCCUAUCAUCCGGUAACCAAACUGAGAAUCACGCGCGGCUUUCUUAAAUUAAAAAAUGAAGCCUAAGACGGAUUUAUUGGCUGAGUCUGCGUGGAAACAGCUGCAGCAAUACUUCGAUAAUAAUGGCUCGAAAAUUAAUAUAUACGAUAUGUUCCAGCAGGAUCCUAAACGUUUCGAGAAAUUUAGUCUGGAGAUCUCUACUUCACAAGAUGGGCCAAUUUUAUUGGAUUAUUCCAAGAAUAAAAUUAAUGAAGAAGUACUUGGAUUAUUAUUUAAUUUGGCUCGUGCACGGGAAAUAGAAGCUGCAAGAAGUGCCAUGUUUAAUGGUGAAAAGAUAAAUUUCACAGAGAAUAGAGCAGUUCUGCAUAUUGCUUUGCGUAAUAGAAGUAAUACUUCCAUAUUAGUAGAUGGAAAAGAUAUAAUGCCUGAUGUUAAUGCAGUAUUGGAUCAUAUGAAAAACUUUACAAAUGAGGUAUUAACGAAACAAUGGAAAGGAUUUACUGGUAAACCUAUUGAAGAUGUUGUCAACAUCGGAAUUGGUGGCUCUGAUCUUGGUCCACUUAUGGUGACUGAAGCUUUAAAAGCAUACAGCAUUGGACCUAAAGUUCACUUUGUUAGCAAUAUAGAUGGUACUCAUAUAGCUGAAACUCUUAAAAAGUUAAAUCCAGAAACAACUUUAUUCAUAAUAGCUUCCAAGACAUUUACUACACAGGAAACGAUAACGAAUGCAACUACUGCCAAACUGUGGCUUUUAAAAACAUUAAAAGAUGAAGCUGCAGUAGCUUGCCAUUUUGUAGCACUAUCUACUAAUGAACAAAAAGUUAAAGAAUUUGGCAUUAAUGUGAAAAAUAUGUUUGGUUUUUGGGAUUGGGUUGGUGGACGUUACUCAUUGUGGUCAGCUAUUGGCUUAUCAAUUUGUUUGUCAAUUGGUUUUGAUAAUUUUGAAAAACUUUUAUGUGGUGCUCACUUUAUGGAUCAACACUUUUGCACAGCGUCAUUAGAGCAAAAUGUUCCUGUUAUAUUAGCUUUACUUGGCAUAUGGUAUCAUAACUUUUAUAAGGCUGAAACACAUGCAUUAUUACCAUAUGACCAAUAUUUACAUAGAUUUGCAGCUUACUUUCAGCAAGGUGAUAUGGAAAGUAACGGAAAGUAUAUUACUCGUUCUGGAAAACCCGUAAAUUAUUCCACUGGGCCAAUUGUAUGGGGAGAACCUGGCACUAAUGGACAACAUGCAUUCUAUCAAUUAUUGCACCAAGGUACAAGACUUGUACCAGCAGAUUUUAUAAUUCCUGUUCAAACUCAAAAUCAGAUUGCUCCACAUCACACGAUUUUGCUUGCCAACUUCUUUGCGCAAACUGAAGCUUUAAUGAAAGGCAAGAAUAAAAAUGAAGCUCGAGCUGAAUUGCAAAAAUCAGGAUUGAACGCUGAACAAAUAGAUUCAUUAUUACCACACAAAUUGUUUGAAGGAAACAGACCGACAAACAGCAUUGUAGUAAAAAAACUGACACCUUUUAUUCUUGGUGCUUUGAUUGCAAUGUAUGAACAUAAAAUCUUUGUGCAAGGUAUUAUUUGGGACAUCAAUUCAUAUGAUCAAUGGGGCGUGGAGUUGGGGAAACAGCUAGCUAAAGCCAUUGAACCAGAACUGGUUAGUGCAGAAAAUAUCACAACACAUGAUUCAUCGACUAAUGGUUUGAUAGCAUUUGCUAAACGUCACAGAGUCUAAAUAUACUUAUUUAGCUAUAUUCUUUGUUACAAGAUGUUUAAAAUAGAGACAACCGAACAUGAAUAAUUAUAUUCCAAGUUGUGUUAUUAGAAUUUAUGUAUAUACUUGAUAUAUACAGGGUGACCCAUUUUAACUUCCCCACCGGAUUAUCUUGAAAGGAAUGCAUUUUCUGAAAAAAAGUUUCGGAUAUAAGUUUUAGUAUUUUUCCCUGGCUAUUUAACGGCAAUAUUGAAUUUGACCUUGAGUGUGAAUGUGGAGGUCAUUUAAAGGUCAAGUUAAUUUUUUUAAAUGGGAACCACUAUUUUUUAUCGCAGAUUUGGAAAGAGCGGAAAAUUUCACGUCCGAAUAUGACCUUGAUAAUGAUCUACAGUUCAAUGUCAAGGUCGUUUCAAAGUGAAAGUUCCAGACGUCCAUUACGACAAAAUAUCACGGCGGGAUUGCUUUGUUUGGAAAAAUGUCAGAUGCAUAAGUUUCAGUAUUUCGAGUUGGCUUCCUGGUGGUGACCUUGAAAGUAACCUUGGAACCAAGAUUAGGGGUCAUUUGAAGGUCAAAAUAUUUUUCUUAAUGGAACCAACUAUCUUUGAAUCCGGGAUCGAAAAGAGCGGUAAAUUCUGCGUUCAAACAUAUC